AUGAAGCGGAAGGAAAAGGCUGCGUCUAAGGGAUUGGCCCCCUCUGUUUAUUCCUGUUGGCGUUCUCUGUGCUUGAGGCCCUUUGCUAAUGCAGCAUCUCCGCUGCUGCGGUGUAUGUUGAGUCUGUGGCUGUUGUUGCUGCUGCUGGUGGGCGUUUGGGGGGGCGGCGCGCCAGCAGCAGCGCAGCAGGAAGCUGCAGGUGGGGGUUCGCCUGAAGGUUUAUCUAUCGGCCCUUCUCAAGUGCUGCUGCCUUGGGUGCCUCCUUCUGUGUCUUCUCAUUUCCCUGCUGUGAGGGCGCAGCUGCAGCUGCAGCAAGAAGACGUUCAUCCAAGUCUUCAGGGGAAAGAGGUUGCUGUUUGCUUCUACUGGGCAUCACAGAAUCGGCAUGUGGUGUCUCUACUGCAUCCUGACUGUGCAGCAGAGCAGGCUGCUGCUGCUUGUAGCGUGGAGGCAGAGUCGGAAGCGGGCCCUCAAGGUGCUGCUGGGGGCCCCUCCAGGGGGCCCCCCUGUUUCUCUCGCGUUUUAGUAGAAGCAACACCGCAGGCAGUUGGGCGCCGCGCCUCUUCAUGGGUCUUCGCCUCUGCCGAGAGAGGCCUCAACACCACCAGGAACACCGCAGGAGAUCCCUGGGGGUCCCCGGGGGCCCCUGAAGGCGCAGCAGCAGCAACAGCAGCAGGAGCAGGAGCAGGAGGGGGGAGACGGGCGUUUCGUGCUCAGGUGUUGGUGGCUCCUAUUGUGCGUCUGUCUUUUUCAACAAGAGAUAAGAGAUUGGCAAUAGGGCAGCUAGCCGAUGUUAGUUUGCUGGGGUUUGAUGAAGAAGGAAAUGUUUUUUCUUCUUUAGAAGGUCUACCUUUUGAGUGGGAGAUAAUAGGAGAAGAAAAUAUUCUUUCAAUAGAAUCCGUAGCAGCAGACGCCGUAGCAGGCACCCCAGCCCGUCGCCUUGUAGAAGAAAGAGGCAGCACAUACAACUACUACCAGCAGCAGCAGCAGCAGCAGGAAGAGGAAGCAAGAGGCGUUGGUGUACGUUCAGAUGCUAUUGUUUUAAGGGGUCUUCGUACAGGGGUUGUUACUGUGCGGGCCCGCUUAGCUUUAGAAGAAUAUAAAGAAGUUAAAGCUGCAGAGGUGUCUUUUCUUGUUGUUGAAUUAUUCACGCUGUCUCCUGCUGCUCUUCUCGUUCCCCCAGGCGCCGUCUUCAAUAUUAAACUCCUCCGCCUUUGGGAGGACGGCCGCCAGGAGGCACUUCGGCUGCCGCAUGCGGACUUCGUGUGGGGUGUUGAUUCAGAGUCUGCUGCAGCAGGGUCUCCCUCUGCUGCUGCUGCUGCAGGGGGCUCCUCCUCCUCGCUGCUGCAGGUGACGAAUGCAGGUGUGGUGAGUGUGGGGCUGCUGCUGCAGCAGCAGCAGCAGCGAGCGGUAGUUAGCUGCCGAGACACCCGAACAAAGGAGCAGCAGCAAGCAGAUAUAUCCGUCGCAGUACCCAAGGCCAUUCGCCUUUUCUAUGAAGACACCGAAGUACUGAAGACUCAGCCCUUAUGGCGCCAAGCAGCAGCAGCAGCAGCUGCUGCUGCUGCCAGCAGCAGCAGCAGCAGCGGUGGUGCUGCAGCAGCAGAGAAGGCGCUGCUGCUGCGGCACUUGCUGCAGGCCGAAGAGGCUUUGGGCGUCGGGCCUGAUGGUACUCUCGGUGGUUUGCGGCUGCCUCCUUUAAUAAGAGAAGAAAGAGCAGGAGCAGCAGCAGCAGCAGAAGACAGCCUCCCUGUUGUUUACUUGACGGAAGGGAGAGAGUACCUUAUAAAGGCAGAGCUUCUUGCUGCUGCUGCUGCAAGGGGAGGCCUCAGCAGCAGCAAAAUGCUGCUGCCCCCCAACGCAGUACUGCAUUGGUCUUGUACAGCAGCAGGUGCAGCAGCAGCAGAGCCAGCAGCAGCAGAAGCAGAAAAAGAAGAGGGGGCCCCCUGCCCCUUAGAGAGGCUAGCCUCACCUCAGCAGGUGCGGCGAGGCUUUAGUAUUAUUAUUCGUGUUGUUGGGGUUAGACAGCCAGAGCAGCAGCAGCAGCACAACACCCCUUUUGCUGCUCCUGCUGCUGCUGCUGCUGCAGCAGCUGCUGCUGCAGCAAACCGCCUACAGGCACCACUUAUACUCGCACCUAACACUGUAUUCCCCCUGGAACCCCAAGGAGGAUCAGGCGAGUACAUUUUGAGUUCGUUUGAUGCCUCUAUUUGCCGGGUCGCCUCCCCUGUGGGCGGAGCAGCGCCUCUUCCUUUUUCUUCUUCAGGUUUGCUGCUGUCUGCAGCAGCAAACCUGCAGCAGCAGCAGCAGCUGCUGCAGCAGCACUGGGUAGUGGAGGCGGUGGGGGUGGGAGUAACGUCUCUGCUGCUGCAGGAUAAAAGACAGCAGCAAAAUGCGGUGCUGCUGACUGUUGUUGUUGCCCCUCCUGCUAGCAUUCAGUUGCGGCUGCAGCAUUUGCUGCUGCCGCUGCAGCAGCAGCAGCAGCAUAAGCAGCAGCAGCAAGGCGAAGCAAAUUCUACAGAAGAAGAAAACACUGGGGUGUUGAUAGGAUUCGUAGACUCCGCUAAAUUUUAUAAUUUGCUGCCAGAGGCAAACCGCAGCUGGAUAGACAGCGGCAGCAACCUAGAGGGGCCUGCUGCUGCUGCUGCUGAUGCUGCUGCUGGUGACGCCUAUGACCAGUAUCAAUCCCAGUGGCCGAGGACCCUAGAAGAGGCGCGCACCCGCUUAGCAGCAGCAACAGAAGCAGCAGCAGCAACAGAAGCAGAAGCAGCAACAGCUGCUGCUGUGCAUCCUUUCUGGGUGAAGCCAAAUCAACUCGCCGCCUGCCCUCAGCCACUAUUUGCUGUUGAGGGGUCCCCGGUCCUCUCGUUCAAACACUUGGCUGGUGGCAGUGUGCCGUUCACCUGUGGGGUUGUCUCCUUGAAAGGACUUCGUAAAGGCACAGCUCGACUGACUGCCACUCUGCAGCUGCAGCAGCAGCAGCAGCAACAGCAAAAGCUGUUGCUGCAGGCUUCUGCACAGAUUGAUGUGUACCUGCCUCUGGAAGCAUGGGCGCUCCUCUCUUCCCUUUCCUUCCCUCUGCCUCCCCCUGAUCGCCUUAGCAGCGGGCGAGCAGCACCGCUGCUGCAGCGCCUCAGCCAAGACCCCAACAGCAGCAGCAGCAGCAGCAGCACAGUAGUAGCAGCAGCAGGAGCAGCAGCGCAGACCUCCACCCUGCACCAGCAACUCGACCUCAGGCCCCCCGCAGCAUCUCCUGCCAACUCCAUCCCAGAGAAUAUCCUUCUCUAUGGGGCGCCCGUCUCGGCCAUCAGCAGCAGCAGCAGCAGCAGCAGCAGCAGCGGAGGUGCUGUGGGGGAGUUGUCAGUGAUGGUGGGGGGUUCUGUAGCAGUUUUUCUCAAGGAGGGGCCUCCUGCGAGACCGGAGGCGUACAGGCACACUGUUACCGCCACUGUACACCCAGCAGCAGCAGCAGAUGCAGCAGCAGAACCAGCGGCUGUAGCAGUUGUGCCUGAGGGAGGCGGCUUGCUGCAGCGUGUUGUUUGUCUUCGUGCGGGGUCUUCGCCUUUGCUCGUUUCUAUCAACAGCAUUUACACCUCUAAGCACCCCACUGUUACGUCUUCAAGGGAAGAGCAGGUCUCCCUGUGGAUUUCAUGCCAAUACCCGGAGUUGCUGCAGCUGCGCGCAUUGCCUUCCCUAUCUCGUGCUUCUGCAUAUCACCCCCAGAAGCAGCAGCAGCAGCAGCAGCAGAUGCAGGCGUUGCUGCAGGAGGCUCUGGGAGGCGUUCCUGUCGAAGCAGCAACAUUAGCAGCAGCAAAGCCACGGGUCUUGCAUAGAAAUGUGUGGGGUGGUGCUGGAGGCCGGCAAGACGAAGAUGAUGUGCUGUACGUACAGUGCGGAGCGCAGCAUGCGUUUGCUGUGUUUGUUUAUAAUUCAUCAUUUAAACCUCUUCUAGGCAUUCAACACCUCCAGACUCACUGGGUGCUUAUACCCACAGAGCAGCAGCAGCAGCAGGGAGAGGGAGAGCAGCCGGUGCUGCAGGUCCUGCCGUCUUCGUCGCCGUCAGCAGCAGCAGCAGCAGGAGCAGCAGCAACAGCAACAGCUGCUAGCGGGUACUCAAUGGGUUUGCUGCUGGUUUCUUCUUCUGCUUGCUGCGGCUCCUUCUCCCUUGAAGUGGCGAUUAAACCCCCAAAAGAAAUUCCUGCUGCGUUGAAGGCGGCGCUCACCGAGCAGCAGCAGCUGCUGCUGCAAGCAUCGCUGGACCAGUGGAGAGCAGCAGCAACAGCAGCAACAGGAGCAGCAGCAGCAGCAGCAGAAACGCAGCAGUUGCUGCCCCUGUGGGAAGAGGGAAAGCUACGGGACGGUCUGCGGCUCUUUUUGUCGCCUCCUUUGAGGCUGCUGCCUCUCGCAGCACCUACCGAUGCUUCAUCGUCAGCAGCAGCAACAGCCGCCUAUGAGCAGCAGCAGCAGCAGCAGGUGCAGACUGUGCGGCUGCCUUACUUCCCAGGCGUCGCUUCUCGUGUGCUGCUGCAGUUCGGUAGCCCCGACACGGAAGCCGUGCGUGUGCUGCGGCUGCAGCCUCUCGAAGGAGCAGCAGCAACAGCAGCAACAGCAGCAGCAGUAGGUGUAGUGGGCCACGGUGAGCUGCUGACUUCGCGAGAUGCUCCUCUGCUGCAGUGUCUCUCUCCUCUUGAGGCUUCAGCACGGCAUGCGGCGUUGCGGCUGUCUGGGGGUUCAGCAGCAGCAGCAGCAGCAGGAGCUGCGGAUGCUGCAUGCAUGGGCUUGAGCUCCUCUGUUAGCUGGUUGUGGGGUUUGCCUUUGUCUUCUCCUUUUGCCUUUAGUUGCCUCCCCUUCUCUUCUUCAUGUCCCCUCAGCAUGCGCGAAUUCUUCGUGCUGCCACCUGCCGCAGACAACCGCCAGCAGCAGCAGCAGCAGCGGCCCCCGGCGCUGCGCCUGGAGGCCUGGGAUGACGGAUUGCUGAGCCCGUGGCGACCCAGCAGCAGCAGCAGCAGCAGCAGCAGGAAUGGGCCGCAGCUGUUAGCAGAGCUGCAGUUUGUGCGUCUGCGGUCGCUGCGUUUGGUGCUGCUGCCAAUCUCCUUCUCCUCUAAGACAGAGAAAGACACUCAAGCAGCAGCAGCAGCAGCGGGGGAUUCCCGGUCCUCCUUGCAACAGCAGCAGCAACAGCAACAGCAACAGCAGCAGCAGCAGGUGGAAGCAGGGAAGGUGUACGGGGUGCGGGUAGAGGGCUUCGAUGAGGAUGGUAGCCGCGUAGACCCGCGCCUCUUUGCUGCUCUCCGUCUCUCUCUUUUUGCAUUCCCAGCAGAAGACAGCAGCAGCAGCAGCAGCAGCAGUGGCAGCAGGGUGGACGGGAGAGGCAGAAUAUACCUCACGGCCGCAGGCGAGUACCUGCAGCAGCAGCAGCAGCAGCAGCAGCAACAGGAGGAUGACUCUUUUGCGUUGCUUGGGGCGACUGAGUUCGGCUUAGACGACGCCAAGCCCCCUCUCGCUGCUGCUGUCUACGGCCCUUCCUCCGCAGCAGCUGCAGCAGCAGCAGCAGACAUGGAUGCUCCUGAAGACUGGAAACGGCUGUCUUUGCUGCCAAGUGAAGAGCGGCACCGCGUGCAUUUCUUUUUUGCUGCAGCAGAAAUGCGAGGGUCCUUCGUGUUGCAAGCAGAAGUACUUCCGGGGCCUCCUCCAAGUGCUGCAGCAGCAGCAGGCGCUGCAGCAGCAGCAGCAGCAGCAGCAGCAAAGGUGUCGGCGAGACUGACGGUGCGCGUCCACCCCCCGCUGCAGCUAAGCCCCUCUGAAUUGGUGCUGCUGCCAGGCGGCUAUUCGUUUGAGGUUGCAGUGUAUGGGGGCCCGGAGGAGCUGCACCUAGAUGCACCCAGCAGCAGCAGCAACGGCAGCAGCAGCAGGCGGUUUCAUGUACAGAAUGAAAGGGUGGUGCGGCUGUCAGAGGCCUUUCCGGAUUUGCUCCUGACGGGUGAAGAAGGAGAGACAACUGUCACGGCUCUGCUGCAGCAGGAAGACGGCAGCAGCUCAGCAGCAGCAGCAGCAGCAGCAGCAAGCAUGCGGGUUGUUGUGUCACUGCCACACUCUGUGCAGAUCACGCAGGGGAUGUUUGUACAGCCCAGCAGCAGCAGCAUCAGCAGCAGCAGCAGAAGAGCACAGAGGCAACGUAGAGAGCUGCAGCAAACGGGGCUGCCUUCGCAUGCAGCCAGGGCUGGCUACCGUCGCGCCGCCGCCGCCGCAGCAGCAGCAACCGCAGCAGCAGCAGCAGCAGAAGAAGGAGACUUAGUGCUGUACAGCGGACAGCUAACUACUGUUGCAGCACAACUUGUAGAUAAGCAGAGCCGCAUAUUCUCAGUGCCGCACUUGCUGAUGCCUUCGGGGCCUCAGACGUAUUUCAGCGGAUCUGCAGACACAGCAAAAAACACUCUUCUUCAUUUCGGAGCUGUUGCGUCUUUGCCUAUUGAAGAUGCAGUCAGGUGUAUAUACACCUGGGAAGUAAAUAAGGGAGACGGCGUUUUCCUUCUUUCUCCUUUUGAUCAGCCAGACAGGGCCCCAGGCCCCCCAGCAGCAGCAGCAGCAGCAGCAGCAGCAGCAGGGGAGGGCGCUAGGCUUACCCUCGCUACAGACAGUCUCUAUCUGCUUCCUUGCUGCACUGUCCAGCUGCUGCAGCACGAAGCAACACAGAGCCAACCAGCAGCAGCAGCAGCAAAUGCAGCAGCAACAGUUGCAGGGGAGGGCUCUGAAUCCUCUAAAGAAGAGGAAGCACGAAAAGCCUGCUGCGCCCGUGUGGCUGUAGAGCUCAGUAAGGGCGAGGAAGAAGGAGAAGCAGCAGCAGGAGCAGCAGCAGCAACAGCAGCAGCAGCAGCUUGCUGCACGGGCGUUGCUGCCGACUGCUGCGAAUGGCUGCCUCGAGAAGCAGCAGCAGCAGCAGCAGCAAACUCUGCAGCAUUUAUUCUCUCAGGAGCUAAGGGGUUUAUUUCCUCUCCUCUACCACACAAAGAAGGUUUGCUGCGCCUAUUAACAGACAGCCGCUGGUCUUCAACCCCCAACAGCAGCAGCAGCAACAGCAGCAGCCCCAGCAGCAGCAGCACCCCCAGCAGCAGCAGCAGCAGCAGCAGCGAGGUGGUAGGGAUAGAGACAGCUGAGGCGCAGACGCUUCAUUUAAUUGGCUGUCCCCACGUGUUGGGGGUUGGCGAAGAGCGACGGCUGCAAAUUACACUGAGAGAGAAGAGAGGAAAAACCCUUAUAACGCCGGACUCCCUCAAGUACUAA
Molecule: messenger RNA, 7281 nt
Organism: Eimeria acervulina
Lineage: Eukaryota; Apicomplexa; Conoidasida; Eucoccidiorida; Eimeriidae
Exons: 9
Coding region: 1-7281 (2426 amino acids)
Source: RefSeq, a predicted model, not a curated record